CGCUUUCACACCAAAAAGGCGACAAAAAAUUUCCACUCUAACAUAAACCAGGCGCAAUAAUUCUGCGCCGGCCACCCACACUAUUCAUCUCUGUGGCUCUCAGAUUCAGGCUUUCUGCCGUAUUUUAUACGUUUUCCAAAAGUUGGCACCUCACGUGGGCUGCUUCUCAAACAACUUCUUCAAAUAUUAAACAACAACGACUUCAAAGUUCAAACGAAAAAUCGUUCAGAAUACCGAGGAGGAGGAGAAGAAGAGAAGCCAAAACAAUUCCUUCUCUUCUUCUUUCUCAAAUCCCAUUUCCAUCGAUUCAAUUUCCAUCUAAACCAUGAAAACACAAGAGCAAGAACAGCAGAGCCCCACCUCGAAUCCCAAGAAAUCGAUCCCGCCGUACAUGAAGGCAGUGUCGGGUUCGCUGGGAGGGAUCGUGGAGGCAUGUUGUUUGCAACCCAUCGACGUCAUCAAGACGAGGUUACAGCUUGAUAGGACCGGUACUUACAAGGGAAUAAUCCACUGCGGCGCCACCGUAUCGCGUACGGAAGGUGUGCGGGCUCUCUGGAAGGGUUUGACUCCCUUCGCUACACACUUGACAUUGAAGUACACGCUUCGAAUGGGGUCAAAUGCGGUACUUCAAUCAGCUUUUAAGGACUCACAAACUGGGAAAAUCAGUAAUCACGGUCGAAUUCUUUCUGGGUUUGGUGCUGGUGUUCUUGAAGCACUCGCUAUUGUAACUCCUUUCGAGGUGGUGAAAAUUAGACUGCAGCAGCAGAAGGGGUUGAGUCCUGAGCUUCUAAAGUAUAAAGGUCCAGUGCACUGUGCUCGUAUGAUCAUUCGUGAAGAAGGGCUCCUUGGACUUUGGGCAGGGGCUGCCCCAACUGUUAUGCGCAAUGGAACAAACCAGGCUGCCAUGUUCACUGCUAAAAAUGCUUUUGACGUACUUUUGUGGAAGAAACAUGAAGGUGACGGGAAAGUCCUUCAACCAUGGCAAUCUAUGAUAUCAGGAUUCCUUGCAGGAACAGUUGGUCCAGUUUGCACUGGCCCUUUUGAUGUUGUCAAAACAAGGUUAAUGGCACAGAGUCGAGCUGGGGGUGAGUUGAAAUACAAAGGUAUGAUCCAUGCUAUCAGAACAAUACAUGCUGAGGAGGGGCUUCGUGCCUUGUGGAAAGGACUGCUGCCUCGGCUCAUGAGGAUCCCCCCUGGCCAGGCCAUUAUGUGGGCUGUGGCUGACCAAGUGACUGGUUUUUAUGAGAGGAGAUAUAUUCGCAAUGCUCUCUUGUAGGUAUUGUUUACAUUGUUUUGCUUGUUUUGGUUCAUUGUGCCAAUGCAAGCAAAAAUCAAUUGAUUUCCUAGGUUUUUUAAUUGAACACUCAUCUCAAUAACCAUCUCGAUAUUCUGUAUGGUGGAGGAGGGAAAUAUGGUGGUUUCAAUUUCAAGAUUCCCUCAACCUUAAUGCCAAUUUUAGACAAUAAGGCAAGAGAACGUUUAUGUAAACUUGUUUUUCAGAGGAUUAAAUUUAAACCCUGGAAGUCAUUUUGAUGGA
Messenger RNA from Mangifera indica (mango), 1537 nucleotides. Its product is annotated as mitochondrial succinate-fumarate transporter 1. The record is from RefSeq and is a predicted model, not a curated record. NCBI's taxonomy places the organism in Eukaryota, Viridiplantae, Streptophyta, Magnoliopsida, Sapindales, Anacardiaceae. The transcript has 2 exons. Gene Ontology annotation, biological process: succinate transport; fumarate transport. The coding region runs from base 326 to 1276 and encodes 316 amino acids.